AUGGAUGUGCCAGAAACCCGGGAAACAAACAUGGAGGCGGUGGAGCUCGGCAAGACGUUCGAGGAGGUUUUGCCGCCGCUAGAAGGAGAAGAGACCGAGUACGAGGGCCGGUUCACGUGGCGGAUCGAGCGGUGGAGCGAACUACGGGGGGAGAAGCAUUACUCGCCGCGGGUGCAGGUGGGCAGAUGGGAAUGGGACCUGCUUGUGUUCCCGCAUGGCAACAGCACGAAGGGGAUUGCGAUGUAUCUGGCACCGCACCCGGUACAGGCGGAAGCGGACUGGUAUGUGUGCGCGCAGUUUGCGAUUGUGCUUUCGCGGCCCGGGGACGACGCGCGGACGCAGCUGGUGAGCCGGUCGCAGCAUCGGUUCAACGCGGUGGACAAGGACUGGGGGUUCUCCAACCUGAUCGAGCUGGAGCACCUGCGGUUUGCGACGCGGGGGCGGCCGUCGGGAUUUUUGAGCGGGGAUCAGCUGAACGUGACAGUGUACGUGCGGGUGCUGCGGGAUCCGACAGGGGUGCUGUGGCACAACUUUGCGAACUACGACUCGAAGAAGGUCACGGGGUAUGUGGGCCUGAAGAACCAGGGCGCGACGUGCUACCUGAACUCGCUACUGCAAUCGUACUACUUCACAAAGUAUUUCAGGAAGCUGGUGUACCAGAUCCCGACGGAGGGCGAGACGCCGGCGAACAGCGUGUCGCUGGCGCUGCAGCGGGCGUUUUUCCAGCUACAGCGCUCGAGCGAGCCGCUGGACACAUGCGAGCUCACGCGGUCGUUCGGGUGGGACACGGGCGAUGCCUUCACGCAGCACGAUGUACAAGAGCUGAACCGUAUUUUGAUGGAUCGCCUGGAAAACAAGAUGAAGGGGACGGAGGUCGAGGGGAAGCUAAAUGGGCUGUUCGUGGGGAAGAUGAAGAGCUACAUCAAGUGCGUGAACGUGGACUACGAGUCGUCGCGCGUGGAGGAUUUUUGGGACAUCCAGUUAAACGUGAAGGGGCUAAAAGGGCUGCAGCAGUCGUUUGAAAAUUACAUUGAAGUCGAGAUGAUGGACGGUGAGAACCAGUACGCAGCACAGGGGCACGGCCUGCAGGAUGCAAAGAAGGGUGUCCUUUUUGAGUCCUUCCCUCCUGUGUUGCAUCUGCAACUGAAGAGGUUCGAAUAUGACUUCAACUAUGAUCAACUGAUCAAGAUAAACGAUCGCUACGAGUUCCCAGAGUCGAUUGACUUAUCUCCUUAUCUGGAUCCCGAGGUCCAGGAGGACAGCCCGGCGAACGCCAAAUAUAACCUUCACGGUGUGCUCGUGCACACAGGGGAUAUCUCUACUGGCCAUUACUAUGCGAUGAUCAAACCAGGGCUUGAGGAUGCGUGGUAUCGGUUUGACGAUGAUAAAGUCUGGCGUGUCACAAAGAAACAGGUUUUCGAACAGAACUUUGGAUUCGAUAAGCUAUCUGAGUACGACUUGCGAUCCCUGACGAAAGAGCAGUACCAGAACUACCUCAUCGCUCGCCAGACCAGCGCUUACAUGCUGGUAUAUAUCAGGGAGGACAUGGAGUCUACUAUUUUGCAAGAAGUGACGGACGCGGAUGUACCGGAAUACAUAGUUAAUACGAUUGAAGAGGAAUUGAAAGAGCGGGAGCGCUUUCAGAAGGAGCGGGAAGAGAUGCAUUUAUAUGCAAAGGUAUACGUGCAUUCAAUGAAGAAUUUUAUUCACUACCAAGGGUAUGACCUUUCUCCUAACGAACGCUCCAAGUUAUACAUCCCCGAAUUGCAUGGUGAGGACGAAUAUGCUCUCAGCGUAAAGUUGCCGAAGAAUACCAAAGUAAAGGAAAUUUACACGUUAUUUAACGAAAAACUGGGUAUCAAAAGAACGGACUUGGUUCGAUACUGGACUAUAAACUAUAGGACGAAUACUAGCCUGAGGCUUGAUCUCCCUAUACUCCCUAGCUAUGAUGAAAUGACCUUGGAGAGUUUGAUGACAUCUCAGGGCAGGAAUACGGCCAUUGACCUCUUUGUUGAGGAGUCCUACUUUGACCUCGGCUACAUCCACAGCAUAUGGGAUGAGCUGGACACUUCCCAAAACUUUGCGGACGUUUUGCAGCAGGUAAAGGACAUGGUUAAUGAAGGACUCCUUCCAUCUUCAGAGACUUAUAUUAGAGAGAAAGACCAGACGCAGAUACUAUUGCUUGUAAAGAAAUUUGAUAUUGGCGCGCAGAGGUUAACUGGACUAGGACAUAUCCUUUUAUCGCAGUACUCUAAACUCUCUCAACUAGGCACGAUUCUGUCAAAGCUUUUAAACAUAAGUGAGGAAAUUACGUUUGUAGAAGAAUAUGGGCCCGAUGGGGUAGAAACGGUUGACAACCAUACGGAGCUUGUUCGUACGGAGCUCAUGGAUGGAGAUAUCAUAACAUUUGCAAUUAAUCCAGCAGAGGAAUCUUUGACAUACCCCUUUUACUCUUCAAUUAUUGAGUACUACGAUUAUUUGCGAAACAGGGUUAAACUGAAAUUUACGAAGACCAUGUCAUAUGAUGAAGAAUAUGUACUGCCAGAUAAUGAUGGACCGAAUGAAUUUGAAUUCUGGAUCUCGGUGAAAUGUACAAAUGAAGAGCUUGCCCGGGUGGUGUCUAAAUAUGUGAAUGUGAGUCCAGAAUACCUCCGGCUGUAUGCAAUUUACUCUAACGGAAAGUUUUCAAUGGAGUCAGGCAGUCUUCUAACGGAUUACUUGGUGAAGAGAUACAACAGGAAUUCUAUUCCUCCAUUUGGGUAUGAGGUGUUGACUAUUCCGUUAAAAGAAUUAGAGCACCUACGCUCGAUAAAGUUCUACUGGCUCGAGGACAGCUAUGUUCACUUUCAAUCCUAUGAAUUCCGUGUGGCAAACUCGAGCACCGUGAGCGAAUUCUUGGAUAAGGUCCAGGCUAGGAUUGGAUUUGAUGAUGAGAAGAAGAAGCAGGUACUCUUGUGGACGAACUCAGACUUCCGCUUCCAAGGUAUCCUCUCAUUGGAUUCCAAGAUUGAAUCCAUCGACGACAGCUUCUUGAUAUUUGCACGUGUCUUACCGGAAGAGGUCUCUGUAGUUUAUCAUUUGGAGCAGCUGCCAUCAGCAGAAGCGACCGACAAGUCAAGCGAAAACGAUCUCAGCAUUAGCAAGCAUUCCAACGCGGAGGAAACCAUAGUUAUUGUCCAACAAUAUUUUAAAGACUGGGAAAAUAAGCACGGUAUCUCAUUUUUAUUUACUCUACUCCCAGGAGAAACGUUUCCAGAAACCAAGAAGAGGCUGCAUGAACGGUUUGGUCUUGGGCAAAAGGAAUUUUCCAAGAUCAAACUAGGAAUUUUGUAUAAUACUGAAGAAGGUCCCAUAUUCAAGUCUCUAUCCAGCGAUGAUGAGGAAGUGGGUGAGAUUGUGCUGCACGACCUGAUGAACAAUCUCGAUUUCAUAACUAUGGAUCAUCCUGACAGAUCGAGAAACCAAACUCAUCAAGAUAGACCGAUGAUGAUCAAGAACUAG
Messenger RNA from Eremothecium gossypii ATCC 10895, 3501 nucleotides. It is a transcript of the gene UBP15, whose product is annotated as ubiquitin-specific protease UBP15. Gene Ontology annotation, cellular component: cytosol; nucleus. The record is from RefSeq and is marked provisional. Gene Ontology annotation, molecular function: protein binding; cysteine-type endopeptidase activity; cysteine-type deubiquitinase activity. Gene Ontology annotation, biological process: regulation of protein stability; protein deubiquitination. The transcript has a single exon. NCBI's taxonomy places the organism in Eukaryota, Fungi, Ascomycota, Saccharomycetes, Saccharomycetales, Saccharomycetaceae. The coding region runs from base 1 to 3501 and encodes 1166 amino acids.